This is a messenger RNA of Vicia villosa (hairy vetch), 1555 nucleotides long. Its product is annotated as dof zinc finger protein DOF5.6-like. NCBI's taxonomy places the organism in Eukaryota, Viridiplantae, Streptophyta, Magnoliopsida, Fabales, Fabaceae. The transcript has 3 exons. Gene Ontology annotation, molecular function: DNA-binding transcription factor activity; DNA binding. The record is from RefSeq and is a predicted model, not a curated record. The coding region runs from base 259 to 1269 and encodes 336 amino acids. Gene Ontology annotation, biological process: regulation of DNA-templated transcription.
CAUGCCAAUUAAGUGAUUAACUCUCUCACUACCCUUGAGUUCACCUUUUUCUUCCUUCUUAUUCACUUGUCCUGUCCCAUGUUGUUGCAAUGCAAACCACACUAACACAUGCAAGUUUCUUCUCACUUAACACACUUACCUCUCUCAUUUUCUUUCUUUCUCUUCUUACACUAUGAAUACUGAUACAGUAUAAUAGUUUGACUGUGAGUGAGUGAUACUUAGUUUAACCAACUACACUGCUCAAUUCUUGGCUUUUGAAUGGGUUUAUCUUCUCUUCACGUCUGCAAUAUGGAUUCAUCUGCAGAUCACUGGUUGCAGGGCACAAUUCACGAUGAGUCAGGAAUGGAUUCAUCUUCACCAUUAUCUGGUGACAUGCUAACAUGUUCAAGACCAUCCUCCAUGAUAGAUCAAAGGAGGCUAAGACCACCACAUGACCUUUCUCUAAAAUGUCCAAGAUGUGAUUCAACUCACACCAAAUUCUGCUACUACAACAACUACAGUCUCUCUCAGCCUAGGUACUUCUGCAAGACUUGUAGAAGGUAUUGGACCAAAGGAGGAACCCUAAGAAACAUUCCUGUUGGUGGAGGUUGUAGAAAAAACAAGAAAGUUUCUUCCAAAAAACCUAAUGAUAAUAUUCAAAAUCAUAUUCAAAACCAACCUCAACAAGGGUCUUCUUAUUCAUACCAUCAUCAUAAUCACAACAACAACAACCCUAAGGAUCUUCAUCUUUCUUUCCCUGAUGUGCAAUUCUCUCACCUUAGUAACUUACUAGGGAGUAGUACUUCUGGUGCAUUAGGAAACCCUAAUUUCAAUGCUUGCAUGCUUGAGAAUCCUAGGCCUAUUGAUUUCAUGAUGGAGAGUAAACUAGAAGGCAUAAUUGGAAGUAGCUCUAGGAAUUUUGAUAACUUUUUUGGAAACAAUGAUCACAUGAGUAUGAACAUGGGUGUUGGAGACAUGAUGAAUGGUCAAAACCAAAAUGUGCUUCAAUUGCAACAGAAUUUUCACUCUUCAUUUGGUGGCAUGUCAUCAUCAUUUGAUGGAAACAAUAACAAUGGAGGUUAUUUAAUGGAUUCUUGUCAAAGACUCAUGCUUCCAUAUGAUGCUCAUGAUGAGGAUCAUAAUGGUUCAAUUGAUGUGAAGCCAAACCCUAAACUACUAUCUCUUGAAUGGCAACAAGAUCAAGGUUGCUCUGAUGCUGGAUAUGGAUCAUGGAGUGGCAUGAUGAAUGGUUAUGGAUCUUCCACAACAAACCCUUUGAUCAACGGCUGAGAUUUCUCUUGUGUUUAUUUUCUUCUAGUUGGUGAUGGAUGGAGUGUGAAUGAGAAGGUGGAGAGUCCAAAUCUACUGCAUUGGUGUGUGGCUUUUGGAUUAUAUAAAUAUGCAUGUGUGUCUUAGUGUGCGACACGUAAUGGAAGAUUAUGGAAGAUUUAGGAUUUAUGUUUGAUGUAACAUCGAGGAAGAUAUGGUAGUUCUUGUAUCCUAGUUAAAGAUGAUAUGUUGUAGUACUGUUAUAUUAUUAUUAUUUCUUUAUGAAAAUCUUGGGCUAUUAUUUAUA